This is a messenger RNA of Hyaloscypha bicolor E, 912 nucleotides long. Its product is annotated as P-loop containing nucleoside triphosphate hydrolase protein. The transcript has 6 exons. NCBI's taxonomy places the organism in Eukaryota, Fungi, Ascomycota, Leotiomycetes, Helotiales, Hyaloscyphaceae. The record is from RefSeq and is a predicted model, not a curated record. The coding region runs from base 1 to 912 and encodes 303 amino acids. Gene Ontology annotation, molecular function: ATP hydrolysis activity; ATP binding.
AUGAUAGAUACGUCUACCUACUUCAGGAUGCAUCAGCCUCAGUCCCCAAACCCUUCUCAUAUCGUCCCGCAAUUUGACCCCUGGCCUCCAUUCAUCCCUCGCAAGGCUGCACCAGAUGACUCGUCGAUUCUCUGGCUUCCGCCAGUUCUCUAUAUCGAACAACUCCAUCCCAUUCAAUGGAAUAAGAAAGCGUUUGAUCAACUUGUUCUAGGGAAGAGGACCAAGGGACUUGUGAAAGCACUUGUGGAGGCCCGAAUCUCCUCAGAAAGAAUGGAAGAUACACUAACAGCUGAAAUUGCUGAGAAGCCGUUAUACCGAGUCACUUGCGGUGAUCUUGGGACGAAAGCAACUGAUGUGGAGAAGUAUAUGCAGACCGUCCUUUACCUUGGAAAAACAUGGAACUGCGUCCUAUUUCUAGAUGAAGCGGAUGUGUUCCUUGAAGAAAGGACAACUGGUUAUGCUGAUCUGGAACGCAACAGUCUAGUUUCCGUCUUUCUUCGCAUCUUGGAAUACUACGACGGCAUACUCAUCCUUACUAGUAACAGGGUUGGGAUUUUUGAUGAAGCAUUCAAAUCACGAAUUCAAGUAUCUUUGCAUUACGAGGAUCACACAGCUUCGGCACGCAAAGCGAUUUGGAAGAAUUUUAUCAAUAUACUAGAGAGUUCUAGUGCCAAUGCGAACAUUGGUGAACUUGAAGACCAUCUUGACGAGCUUGCUCAAGAGGAGAUGAACGGCAGGCAAAUCAGGAAUGCGAUGACUACCGCUAGACAGCUAGCGCUACAUCAAAAGGAGCGAUUAGAUUGGACACAUCUUGAACAAGCGCUCUCAACUGCCAAGGAAUUUGAUCGGUAUCUGAAGGUGCAAGGUGGUCACUCUGAUAAGCAAUGGGCGAGGGAUAACCGGUGGAGAUAA